Molecule: messenger RNA, 2440 nt
Organism: Pezoporus occidentalis (night parrot)
Lineage: Eukaryota; Metazoa; Chordata; Aves; Psittaciformes; Psittacidae
Gene: TCF7L1
Product: transcription factor 7 like 1
Exons: 12
Coding region: 83-1834 (583 amino acids)
Biological process (GO): regulation of transcription by RNA polymerase II; canonical Wnt signaling pathway
Cellular component (GO): beta-catenin-TCF complex; chromatin
Molecular function (GO): DNA-binding transcription factor activity, RNA polymerase II-specific; RNA polymerase II cis-regulatory region sequence-specific DNA binding
Source: RefSeq, a predicted model, not a curated record
CCGACCCUCCCGGGCGGCGGCGGCGGCGGCGGCGGCGGGGCCCGGCGGGGCCGGAGCGGGGCGGCGGGGCCGGACCCCCACCAUGCCGCAGCUGGAGCCCGCGGCCGGGGACGACCUGGGGGCCCCCGACGAGCUCAUCGCCUUCCAGGACGAGGGCGAGGAGCAGGACAAGGGCGCGGGGCGCGGCUCGGCCCACGGGGACCUGGACGAGCUCAAGUCCUCCCUGGUCAGCGAGACCGAGAACCGCGGCGCCGGCUCCGGCUCCGGCUCCGGCUCCGACCCCGAGGCGGAGCGGCCCCCGCAGCCCCGGGAAAGUUUCCAGAAGCCGCGGGACUAUUUGGCAGAAGUGGUCAGACGCCAGCAAGAUGGGGGGUUUUUUAAGGGCCCCCCCUACCCCGGCUACCCCUUCCUGAUGCUCCCCGAGCUGGGCAGCCCCUACCUCGCCAACGGAGCCCUGUCCCCCGGUGGCGCCCGCACCUACCUGCAGAUGAAGUGGCCGCUGCUGGACGUGCCCGCUGGUGCCACGCUGAAGGACAGCCGCUCGCCCUCGCCCGCACACUUGUCGAACAAGGUGCCGGUGGUGCAGCACGCCCAUCACAUGCACCCGCUGACGCCGCUCAUCACCUACAGCAACGACCACUUCUCACCGGGGUCACCUCCCGGGCACCUCUCACCCGAGAUCGACCCCAAGACGGGAAUCCCACGGCCGCAGCACCCCUCGGAGCUGCCCCCCUAUUACCCGCUGUCACCGGGAGCCGUGGGCCAGAUCCCGCACCCGCUGGGCUGGCUCGUGCCGCAGCAAGGGCAGCCCGUGUACUCCAUCCCUCCCGGCGGCUUCCGGCACCCCUACCCUGCCCUCGCCAUGAACGCCUCCAUGUCCAGUUUGAUGUCCAGCCGCUUCUCCCCACACAUGGUCCCCCCCCCGACCCAUGGGCUGCACCCCUCGGGUAUCCCGCACCCCACCAUCGUCUCGCCCAUCGUGAAGCAGGAACCCACCCAGCCUAGCGUCAGCCCUGGAGGCAACACGAAAUCCCCCGUGACUGUGAAGAAGGAGGAGGAGAAGAAGCCCCACAUCAAGAAGCCGCUGAAUGCCUUCAUGUUGUACAUGAAGGAGAUGAGGGCCAAGGUGGUGGCCGAGUGCACGCUGAAGGAGAGCGCUGCCAUCAACCAGAUCCUGGGCAGACGGUGGCACUCGCUGUCGCGGGAGGAGCAGGCGAAGUACUACGAGCUGGCACGGAAAGAGCGGCAGCUCCACUCGCAGCUCUACCCGACGUGGUCAGCGCGGGACAACUACGGCAAGAAGAAGAAGAGGAAGCGGGAGAAGCUGGCGCAGCAGCAGCAGCAGCAGCAGAGCCACGACACGGACAGCUCCCUGGUGUCCAAGGGCAAGAAGCCGUGCGUGCAGUACCUGCCUGCCGAGAAGCCCUGCGCCAGCCCCGCCUCGUCGCACGGCAGCAUGCUGGACUCGCCCGCCACGCCGUCGGCAGCGCUGGCGUCCCCGGCCGCGCCGGCAGCCACGCACUCGGAGCAGGCGCAGCCCCUGUCGCUCACCACCAAGCCGGAGGCCAGGCUCAGCGUGCAUUCCGCCGGCUUCCUCUCGGGCAAAGCCGCCUCUUCCUCCUCCUCUUCUUCCUCCUCCUCCUCCUCCUCCUCCUCCUCGAGCCUCGGCAGCCCGCCCUCGCUCCUCUCCAGACCCAUCCCCUUCACCUCGGUGCCCUCCGCGGCUCUCCUGUCCUCGCCUCCAUCCUUCGCGGCCACCAUCCCGUCCCCGCCGGCUGCUCUGGCCGUGCUGCAGACGCAGCCCCUCUCCCUGGUCACCAAACCUGCUGACUAAGGGAAAACCUUGUCCCCCUUCUCGGCCCCGGCCCGUCCGUCCCCUCCCUGCUGUACAUUGCAGAAGCCACAAUCAAGAUUCAAACGCAGCCAAAACCAUUAUUGGUCAAUAUUUGACCCUCUCUGAACUCUUUUGUAAGCAGACUCUGGAGGAAGGGGCUUUCUGCUCACACGUAAAGACCGUUUUUAUUAAUAAAAAAGGAAAAAAAAGGCAAAAAAAAAAGAAGAAAAUAGCCCCUCCGUAAGCUGCCGAUGAUGGAAACCUCCUGCGAGGCGCCUGCGGGCACGAAGCGAGUGCUCCCAAUGCCAUGGGCAGUCCAGCACGGAAUGCAGCGGGCAUUGCAUCCAUCCCGGAGGCAAGAGGAGAAACACCAGCGACAGACCCGCUGCCUCCUGGUGCUCCAAACCCCUCCUGUCCUGUGGCUCUGCUCCCGGCCACAGCGAUGGCUUUGCUCCGUCCCAGCGAGGAGCUGGAUCCUGCCCUGGGGAUGCUCCGUGCUGCGGCUGUACCGGGGGGCAGGAUCCGGGGCUGAGCCCUGGCUGGGGGCGUUUUCUCCCCAUGAAACCCUGUUAUUUUUCACUAAAGGAAAUAAAACCUCAGCUGUAA